AUUAAUGCAGAACUUUAUUACCAAGUUGCUUAAUCUUUUUGGCAAUGCAUGUCAAAAAGCAUGGAUGUUUCUAUUUUAUAUCUGCGCAUAAUGAUUUGUGAUUAUGACUUUGUAAUGUUUAGAUUUCCACAUGACCUAAUGAUUCAUGCUGAGUGUGAAUAUUUAAGGUAAAAUUGGCAUGCUGCAGCAACCAGCAUGUUUCUACACGUUCCGGUGUGGCAAUUCAUGUGAGUGAGAGGCAUAACGCAACAACUUCUAAUGCCUUCAAUUUGCGACGGGUGGCAAGGCCAAUUCUUUGGAUGCCCAGUAGGCACUUUAGUCACUUUCAAACCUCUCGUCGAAAGUUGCCGUGUUCAAUUUUUCUUUUUUCAACACCUUUAACAAAGCAAGGUCACUUGCGAAUGGGGGAGUCGUGGAUUUGGAAGCUUUCAACUUUCAAGUCUCUACCCAAUAACAAAGACUAUCAAAAGGAGGGAACCUAAAAGAGCGAAGCCACAGGCCCCACAACACAAGCAGUAUUCUUGUUCACAAAUUACAGCGUGGAGACACGUGCCAUCUUGAAUUAAAUUGAACCAAUCAGCUUCCUCUAUAUCUCCCCCACCUUAAAUUUAGCUGUGUCCUAAAUUCAAUCAUAGAACCAUUUGUCCAUCUCUUUCCUCUUAUCUGAAAUCUUGGAUUAUCAGUUGGACUCAUAUCUCACAGACAACAGUGUCUUUGUCUACAAAAGCCCCAGAGGCCUCGUUUUGAUUUGAUUUGAUUGUGUUCCAAAGACUGUGCUUGGGUUUGGGUGUGGAGAUGCAUUACUCGGCCUGGAAAAGUGGGAUCGGAGAGCUGAGGCCUCUGGUUCACCUGCUGUUGCCACUAUGUGUCCACUGGAUUUCUGAAGAAAUGACUGUCUCUGUUAUUGUUGAUGUGGUUUCUAAUGCUCUUUGCCCUGCCAACCCCACUUGUCCUCAAGCCAUUUACUUAAAUGGGACUGAGCAAACGGUCGUUGGAAUUUUCAAGAUGGUGGUUCUUCCACUGCUUGGUCAGCUUGCAGACGAGUAUGGUCGAAAACCUUUACUACUUCUUACAAUAUCUACGAGCAUAUUUCCUUUUGCCUUAUUUGUGUGGGAUCAAUCCAAGGGUUAUGUAUAUGCUUACUAUGUGCUUCGUACAAUAUCAAAGAUACUCAGUCAAGGCAGCAUAUUUUUCAUUUCUGUUUCAUACGCGGCGGAUAUUGUACAUGAAAGUAGGAGAGCUGCAGUAUUUGGUUGGAUCACUGGCCUUUGUUCUGCUUCCCAUGUUGUAGGAAAUUUGCUAGCACGGUUUCUUCCCGAAAAGUACAUUUUUUCGGUGUCCGUAGUUUUACUGAUCUUUUGUCCGGUUUACAUGUAUUUCUUCCUGGUUGAGACCGUAGAACUAGUGCCAAAGGGUGAUGGAGAACCCGGUUGCUUGUCGAAGACGAUCAACGUUCUCAACAAACGAUUCAGAACUAUGAGAGAUGCAGCAUAUAUAGUCAUCCACAGUCCAACGCUUAGGAGCAUAUCUUAUGUUUCUUUCUUCCUAGAGUUGGGAAUGUCUGGUAUCACUAGUGUCUUAAUGUUCUAUUUGAAGGCAGCUUUUGGCUUUGAUAAAAACCAAAACUCAGAAAUCUUAAUGCUGGUGGGAAUAGGCUCAAUUUUCAGUCAGAUGUUGGUGCUUCCACUGAUAAAUCCACUGAUCGGAGAGGAAGCUAUAUUAUGUAUGGCCAUACUUGCAUCGAUAGCUUACGCAUUGUUCUAUGGCUUCGCAUGGGCAGCUUGGGUAGCAUACUUGAGUGCCUCAUUUAAAAUAAUUUAUGUCCUAGCAAGACCUGCGAUUUAUGCCAUUGUCUCCAAAGCUUCGAGCUCAACCAAUCAGGGAAAGGCCCGAGGAUUUGUUGCUGGUGUGGAGUCAAUAGCAAGUUUAUUAUCCCCACUUGUGAUGAGUCCAUUGACUUCAUGGUUCAUUUCUGAGGAUGCCCCUUUCAAUUGCAAAGGCUUUAGCAUUGUUUGUGCCUCACUAUGCUUGGUGGUUUCUCUAUGGCAUGGCUGUUGCCUGGUGAAGGCCAGAGGCCAUGGAAGCCAUGGCAAGGAGGAUGAUGACCCGGAGACACCACUUUUGAGCAAUGCAUGAGAUGGAUAAAAUAGCUUUGCGAUAAAUAUUCAAUAUUAAAUUUUGUCAUAUUUUUUUGAGUUGAACGAUUUUAUCCACAUAUAUAUAUUAUUUUUUUCCUCUCUUACUAGCCAGUUUUAUUAAUUUAAUUAUGCUCGGAUUGACUGCUAUGUGAACUUAUUAGUGUGUAAAUAAUGUUAAUAUUCAUAGCUUUUUUUUUAAA
This is a messenger RNA of Momordica charantia (bitter melon), 2338 nucleotides long. RefSeq lists its product as uncharacterized. Gene Ontology annotation, cellular component: membrane. Gene Ontology annotation, molecular function: transmembrane transporter activity. Lineage: Eukaryota; Viridiplantae; Streptophyta; Magnoliopsida; Cucurbitales; Cucurbitaceae. Gene Ontology annotation, biological process: transmembrane transport. The record is from RefSeq and is a predicted model, not a curated record.